UGUUCGUAUUUACUAGGAGAACAUAUUCCAUGGUCUGAGUUCUUCAGUGCUUUAUCAAGAAAGUCAAAGGCACUUUUUGUUUUCCAGGGCUUAGUUAUUGAACGGCUCGGACGCAGGCCUCUUCUCAUCGGGGGUUUUGGGUUGAUGGUUGUCUUCUUCGCAGUACUUACCGUCUCUCUGACUUUACAGGAAACCGUGCAUUGGCUUCCUUACCUCAGUAUAUUUUGCAUCCUUGCAAUCAUUGCAUCGUUCUGCAUUGGACCAGGUGGGAUUCCAUUUGUCCUCACUGGAGAGUUUUUCCAGCAAUCGCAGAGGCCGGCCGCAUUCAUGAUAGCUGGGACAGUCAAUUGGCUCUCCAACUUCGCAGUCGGACUGCUCUUCCCUUUCAUUCAGGGUGGCUUACAGACCUACUGCUUCCUAGUGUUUGCUGCCAUCUGCUUUGCGGGAGCUACCUACCUGUUUUUUGUCCUGCCUGAAACAAAAAAUAAAACAUUUAAUGAGAUCAGCCAGGCAUUUGCCAAAAGGAAUAAAGUAUCUUUAGAAAUGCAAGAAAUGAACCACUACCCAGGGGAGAGAAAAUCCAGUAGAGAACAAGAAUCAAACUUCACAUCUUCAGUGAACAAUGGGGAAACCAAAAAAGGGAUUGUGUAA
This is a messenger RNA of Fulmarus glacialis (Northern fulmar), 651 nucleotides long. RefSeq names its product solute carrier family 2, facilitated glucose transporter member 9-like. Gene Ontology annotation, cellular component: membrane. The transcript has 4 exons. Gene Ontology annotation, molecular function: hexose transmembrane transporter activity. The annotation marks the transcript as partial. Gene Ontology annotation, biological process: monosaccharide transmembrane transport. NCBI's taxonomy places the organism in Eukaryota, Metazoa, Chordata, Aves, Procellariiformes, Procellariidae. The record is from RefSeq and is a predicted model, not a curated record.